Molecule: messenger RNA, 1522 nt
Organism: Erinaceus europaeus (western European hedgehog)
Lineage: Eukaryota; Metazoa; Chordata; Mammalia; Eulipotyphla; Erinaceidae
Gene: PTGES2
Product: prostaglandin E synthase 2
Exons: 7
Coding region: 38-1156 (372 amino acids)
Cellular component (GO): mitochondrion
Molecular function (GO): prostaglandin-E synthase activity
Source: RefSeq, a predicted model, not a curated record
GUUUCGCGCGCCCGCCCGCCACGCCGGCGGAACGAUCAUGGCCCAGGCUGCGCGGGCGCUGUGGCCGGGCGGGCGCGCUCUGGCCUGGAGGGUGGGCUGCGGCCCCCAGCUCCGACUGUCCGCGCCGGGUCGGGCGGGCUUCGCUGGCGCGGCAGGAGGCCGGGGUCCCGCUUCCGCGGCCCUCAAGGGAUGCCCGCGGCUGCUGGGGGUGGCGGCGCUGGCCCUGGGGGGAGCUUUGGGGCUGUACCACACGGCGCGGUGGCACCUGUGCGCCCGGGAGCUCCGGGCAGAGCGCCCGGCCGCGCAGCUCUCCCUGACCAGCAGCCUGCAGUUGACUCUGUACCAGUACAAAACGUGUCCCUUCUGCAGCAAAGUUCGAGCCUUCCUGGACUUCCACGGUCUGCCCUACCAGGUGGUGGAGGUGAACCCCAUACGCAGGGCUGAGAUCAAGUUCUCCUCUUAUAGGAAGGUGCCCAUCCUGCUGGCCCAGGAAGGAGAGAGCUUGCAACAACUCAACGACUCCUCUGUCAUUAUCAGUGCCCUCAAGACCUACCUGGUGUCUGGGCAGCCCCUGGAAGAUGUCAUCACCUACUACCCACCCAUGAAGGCUGUGAACGAGCAGGGCAAGGAGGUGACUGAGUUCUGCAACAAAUACUGGCUGAUGCUGGAUGAAAAGGAGACCCAGCGCAUGUAUGGCGGGAAGGAGGCCAGGAAGGAGGAGAUGAAGUGGCGGCAGUGGGCAGACGACUGGUUGGUGCACCUGAUCUCACCCAAUGUCUACCGCACCCCCGCGGAGGCCCUGGCCUCCUUCGACUACAUUGUCAGAGAGGGCCGGUUCGGGGCUGUGGAGGGCGCCUUGGCCAAGUACAUGGGCGCUGCUGCCAUGUACCUCAUCAGCAAGCGGCUCAAGAGCAGGCAUCACCUCCAGGAUGACGUGCGUGAGGACCUCUAUGAGGCUGCCAACAAGUGGGUGGCAGCUGUGGGCAAAGACCGGCCCUUCAUGGGAGGCCAGAAGCCGAACCUGGCUGAUCUGGCUGUGUACGGCGUGCUGCGUGUGAUGGAGGGCCUGGAGGCCUUUGAGGACCUGAUGCGGCACACACGCAUCCAGCCCUGGUACAGGCGAGUCGAGAAGGCCAUCGCUGAGGCUCCCCGGUGAACUGAGCGCCCACACUGGGCAGAGAGGGAGGCCACAGAAGAGGCUGGCUGCUGGGGACUGGGACUGGGCCCACCUCUGGCCCUGGACACUCAGGAGGCUGCUGGGGGGCAAGGCCUAGGCUUGCUCACAGCCCCCUCCCUGGGACUCAUGGGACUCAGCCCCCUCCCUGGGACUCCCCUCCUCCCCUGCCCUGGACCCCCUACUCUUCAGCGCUGCUCCUGGGGGCUGAGAGGCUGCCCACGGACAGGAGUGGUGUCAGCUCAGUCCUGGACAGUGAAGGAGGGCCUUACCCCUGCUCCGUUGCCGCUGUUCUUCCCAGGAUCCUUUAGGACUGUGUCAUGUUUGCAAUAAAGGAGAUGUGAUGGC